Molecule: messenger RNA, 2600 nt
Organism: Cavia porcellus (domestic guinea pig)
Lineage: Eukaryota; Metazoa; Chordata; Mammalia; Rodentia; Caviidae
Gene: Rgs9
Product: regulator of G protein signaling 9
Exons: 20
Coding region: 190-2349 (719 amino acids)
Biological process (GO): regulation of G protein-coupled receptor signaling pathway; positive regulation of GTPase activity; intracellular signal transduction
Cellular component (GO): plasma membrane; cytoplasm; neuron projection
Molecular function (GO): GTPase activator activity
Source: RefSeq, a predicted model, not a curated record
CGGCGGGUGCUAGUGAGAGUCGAAGGGCCGCCGGCGACAGCCCGGGUCCUGCGCCCUCCUCGCUCUGCGCCUCCCAGGCGACGCCCAGGCGUGGCCGGCCAGACUGCCAGCUGCACCGGGGGGGGGGGGGGGCCCUUUCCGUCUUCUCCAGCGUUUGUGUUCUGAUCGUGAAUUUACCCAGGGUCCAGGAUGACGAUCCGACACCAAGGCCAGCAGUACAGGCCGAGAAUGGCAUUUCUACAAAAGAUUGAAGCACUUGUGAAGGAUAUGCAGAACCCGGAGACUGGAGUCAAAAUGCAGAACCAGAGGGUCCUGGUCACCAGUGUCCCUCACGCCAUGACAGGAGUUGAUGUUCUACAGUGGAUCAUUCAGCGGCUGUGGAUUUCUAAUCUGGAGGCACAGAACCUGGGCAACUUCAUUGUUAAGUAUGGCUACAUUUAUCCUCUGCAAGACCCCAAGAAUCUUGUUCUCAAGCCUGACAGCAGCCUCUACCGGUUUCAGACACCAUAUUUCUGGCCCACCCAGCAGUGGCCAGCUGAAGAUACGGAUUACGCCAUCUAUCUAGCCAAGAGAAAUAUCAAGAAGAAAGGGAUUUUAGAAGAAUAUGAAAAGGAAAAUUAUAAUUUCUUGAACAAAAAAAUUAACUACAAAUGGGACUUUGUCAUUAUGCAGGCCAAAGAGCAGUACAGGACUGGGAAAGAAAGGAACAAGGCUGACAGGUAUGCGCUGGAUUGCCAGGAGAAGGCGUACUGGCUAGUGCACCGGUGCCCUCCAGGAAUGAACAACGUGCUGGACUACGGCCUGGACCGUGUGACCGAUCCGAAUGAAGUGAAGGUAAACCAGCUCUCUCUCUCUCCUGUCUGUGCACCGUGGCUGCUUGGAGUAGCAAGACUGAGCCCUGGGGUUCUCAUGUUCCAGACCCCUCUGCAGCUUCAGCCGCCCCCUGCUGUCAGAUCAGAGAAACAAACAAUCCCUGCUGUCAGAAAAGAGAUCAUGUAUUACCAGCAGGCCUUAAUGCGGUCCACUGUGAAGUCUUCGGUGUCCCUCGGAGGGAUCGUCAAGUACAGCGAGCAGUUCUCAUCCAAUGAUGCCAUCAUGUCGGGCUGCCUCCCUAGCAACCCUUGGAUAACAGAUGACACCCAGUUCUGGGACUUAAAUGCCAAAUUGGUGGAGAUCCCAACCAAGAUGCGGGUGGAGCGAUGGGCCUUCAACUUCAGUGAACUGAUCCGCGAUCCUAAGGGUCGGCAGAGCUUCCAGUACUUUCUUAAGAAAGAAUUCAGUGGGGAGAAUUUGGGAUUCUGGGAAGCCUGUGAGGAUCUGAAAUAUGGAGAUCAGUCCAAGGUCAAGGAGAAAGCAGAGGAGAUUUACAAACUGUUCCUGGCCCCAGGGGCGAGGCGGUGGAUAAACAUCGAUGGAAAAACCAUGGAUAUCACAGUGAAGGGGCUGAGGCACCCCCACCGCUAUGUGCUGGACGCAGCCCAAACCCACAUCUACAUGCUCAUGAAGAAGGAUUCUUACGCUCGCUAUUUAAAAUCCCCCAUCUAUAAGGAAAUGCUGGCCAAAGCUAUUGAGCCUCAGGAAACCACCAAGAGAAGCACAAGCCUCCCCUUUAUGCGACGUCACCUGCGCUCCAGCCCAAGCCCUGUCAUCCUGAGGCAGCUGGAAGAGGAAGCCAAAGCUCGAGAAGCAGCCAACACAGUGGACAUCACCCAGACGGGCCAGCACAUGGCUCCCAGUCCCCACCUGGCUGUGUACACCGGGACCUGCGUGCCGCCCUCUCCUUCUGGCCCCUUCUCCCCCUCCUGCCGCUCUCCCCGAAGGCCCUUUGCGUCACCCAGCCGCUUCAUCCGGAGGCCCAGCAGCACCAUCUGUCCCUCACCCAUUCAGGUGGCCCUGGAGAGCUCCUCGGGCUCAGAGCCCAAGGGAGAGGUCAGCUGGUCCAGUGUCCAUCGUGGGCCCCUGGCUACUGAGGGCAGUGAGGCUUCCACCAUCUGCUCCGGGGCUUGUGGCCAGCCCAGGGCCACCACCAAAACCCGUGCAGCCCUGUCCUUCAGCAGGUUCCUGAGACGGGGCUGCCUGGCCUCACCUGUUUUUGCCCGGCUCUCCCCAAAGUGUCCUGCUGUGUCCCAUGGCAAGGUACAGCCCCUGGGAGAUGUGGGCCAGCAGCUGCCAAGACUGAAACCCAAGAGAGUGACCAACUUUUUCCAGAUCAAAAUGGAUGUGCCUACGGACAUCGGGCCCUUCCUGAUGGACUCGGAUGACACAGGGACAGGAGAGUCUGGGGACCGGGACACAGAGAAGGAGGUCAUCUGCCCCUGGGAGAGUCUGGCCUCAGGAAAGGCAGGCUGAUCUGGUGUCCCUGGCCAGGAAGAUGUUCCUGGCAGACACUGCUGGACUGGGCCAGGGGAUGCACUUGCUCCCAAGCCAAAGUGCACUAGGAUGAAGUGGGAGGCUGGUGAGACCAGACAGCACAUGGGGAACAGUGCUCCAGCUGGCUCCCAGUGGCCGCUUCCCUUCCUCUGACUCUCCUUUGCUUGGCCAGAGAGGCAUGUGGACCUGAAGGCCCUUGCUGCCUUAAAACCAAUAAAAGAGUGAACUGA